AUGAAGCGGCACCAGAAAAUCGUGGACUACUUCGAACAAGAAUACGGCCAACUGGGCUCAGUGCUCGCUGGCUGGCAGGCCUUCAGUCGAGAUGUUGGCGUUCCAGAGGGCAAGUCGAUCACGCAGUGCAAGAAGUUCUUGAAGGCGGUCAACGUGAACAUUGUCGACUUUGUGGCAGCGAAGAAGAACGGCACGGCAGUAUACCAAUUCAAGUCCCGCGCGGCACUGGCGGAAUACAUUCGAGGCAAUCGUAACAAGCGGUUCCCACUUGGAAAGGCCAAGGAGGACUCGUUCUUGAAGUCGCUGCUGAUUCACCUCGUUUGA
Molecule: messenger RNA, 324 nt
Organism: Cercospora beticola
Lineage: Eukaryota; Fungi; Ascomycota; Dothideomycetes; Mycosphaerellales; Mycosphaerellaceae
Source: RefSeq, a predicted model, not a curated record